AUGUCUUUCUCAUCAUCAUCAUUUCUAAAACGAAAGCGAGAAUUAUUGGAUUUUGAAAAAAAUAAAAUGUCUUGGAAUGACAAUGACAAAGAUCCAAGUGUUGAACAUGUCGAAAUGUAUUCACUUCCGGAUGAAUUGAUUGAAACAAUUUUAUUUUUUGUAAAUCCCGAGGAAAUGGUUGUACUCAAACCAGUAUUAAUUUCAAAACAAUGGAAAUCUAUUUUUGAGAGUGAGCAUUUUGAAAAGAUGUAUAUUUACAAUGUUUUUGAAAUGAAUGAUGAAAAGAAGGAAGAUUUGGAUAGAAUUUUAGAAAAUGUACAAGCAUGUCCCAGGUUGUUAGACAUGAAUUUUCCUUCAACUUUUAAGGAAAUUUUCAGAAAAUUAUUGAAGUGUGUUGCUAAAUAUCCUCUAGACUAUCACACCACAAUGUUGAAAUUGUUAAACAAAUACAAGGAAAAGAACGACUAUAAAUUGCUCUCCAAAAUUAUACAAUGCACACGUGCAGAACAAGACCUCAAGACCAAGAAACUUGCUCCAUUUACUAUCAAACUAAAUAGUGAGACUCAUCCAAGAGUGAAAUGUCUAAAUUAUCAUUCUAAACGACUCUUUGUAACUCGUUCUGAAACAAAUGAGGUACAGGUUCAAGCAUAUUUUCACGCUACCACUAAUUUUGAGUGUACAGCAUUUCUUGAUAAUGGAUAUCCAUUAGAUUUAGAGAUUUUCUACGAAGAUUGUAGACGCGAGGGUGCUUUUAAAUUAGCCAUUAACAGUGUACCAUUAUUUAAUUUUAUAUGGACUGAAGAUUCAGAUGAUUUCAACAUUCGACAAGACAAGGUGACAUUAUUGAAAGACAACAUUCUUGACUUUAAGUUAGAGGAGCCCAUUGAUUUUGAAGAAGACCUAGAUGAGAUUGUGUUAUUCAACACUCUCUUGUUUGUAUGGAUUAAGAACGGGCUAGUAGAUCCAAGCCUUAUAAUUCCAGAUAGCAUAUUCGACCUUCCUACACUAUAUGCUGUUACAGCAGCACGUAAUUUUCGACAAGCUCUCAAAUGA
Naegleria lovaniensis is the source of this 1053-nucleotide messenger RNA. RefSeq lists its product as uncharacterized. Lineage: Eukaryota; Heterolobosea; Eutetramitea; Acrasida; Naegleriidae. Gene Ontology annotation, molecular function: protein binding. The record is from RefSeq and is a predicted model, not a curated record. Bases 1 to 1053 code for a protein of 350 amino acids. The transcript has a single exon.